Molecule: messenger RNA, 842 nt
Organism: Gilbertella persicaria
Lineage: Eukaryota; Fungi; Mucoromycota; Mucoromycetes; Mucorales; Choanephoraceae
Product: Metallo-dependent phosphatase-like protein
Exons: 3
Coding region: 14-709 (231 amino acids)
Molecular function (GO): hydrolase activity
Source: RefSeq, a predicted model, not a curated record
UUUUUUUUAUUCUAUGCUUAUUACUGUCAAUAGUUAUCAACCUCAUCAUGAUACAGUAAGGUUUGUCUGUAUAUCUGACACCCAUGGCAAAGUUCAUUUUGACAUACCAGACGGAGAUGUAUUAAUUCAUGCGGGUGAUAUGACAAAAAGAAGCCAUAUAGACGAGUUUCAUCAGACAAUAGAAUGGCUUGGUUCUUUGCCCCACAAAGUGAAGAUUGUGACAGGUGGCAAUCAUGAUAUUUUGCUUGAUACUACCUUUGGCUAUACCGAGAAAAGACAAGCAAUCCUUGAUUUCAUGAAGAAACACAACAUUGUCUAUCUAGAGCAUGAAGCCUAUCAACUUGACUCUUCUUUGGGCUCAUUUCGCUUGUUUGUUUCACCUUAUGCUCCAAUGCAUUUAGGUGGUGCUUUUAUGCUGGAUGAUAUGUCGCAUGUAUGGAACAAUGUACCUCCUGUUGAUGUGCUUGUGACACACACACCACCUUAUGGCUAUGGAGAUAAAAUUAUGCGUGGUGGUAGACAUGUUGGUUGUCAAUUCCUAAGAGACAAAAUUGAUCGUAUUCAACCUCAAGUAUGUGUAUUUGGACAUAUUCAUGAAGCACACGGAUACACACGAAAUGAACAAGGUCAACUGUUUAUCAAUGCUUGUUUAUGUGAUCACCGAUACAGAGGAAAUCAGUUACCUAUCACAUUUGACUUGCCCAUAUAAGUUACACAACCCAUUCAUGCAACUCAUAAUAAUAAUAAAAUUCGUUGUGUAUGUAUGUGUAUAUAUAUAUAUAUAUAUAUAACAACCUGAAUACAAUAGAAAACAAAAUAAAAGCGUCCUUAAAGAAAGAAAA